Aspergillus lentulus is the source of this 1137-nucleotide messenger RNA. Its product is annotated as putative choline kinase. The record is from RefSeq and is a predicted model, not a curated record. Lineage: Eukaryota; Fungi; Ascomycota; Eurotiomycetes; Eurotiales; Aspergillaceae. Gene Ontology annotation, molecular function: choline kinase activity; ethanolamine kinase activity. Gene Ontology annotation, biological process: phosphatidylcholine biosynthetic process; phosphatidylethanolamine biosynthetic process. Gene Ontology annotation, cellular component: cytoplasm.
AUGGUCACAUUGAUAAGUGUGCCUGUGACUCUUCCCAAAGACAAAGUUCCUACCAAAAGAAACCUCAGAGACAUCAUCAGCUCAUUUCUGACGGAAGAAUGGCCAUCCGUGGACCCAGAGACCCUGACCAUGUCGUACCAUGCAUCAUUUGCCAACGCCCACUGUCCCGUGGAGCGACCGAAGCCGGCUACUGGCGCAUCUACUGAGCCCUUAAAGGUGUUCAUCAAAUUUCAUAAUGGCACUGGGAGCGAUCUCGGAACUUUGAAGCCUCUGGCACCGAGUAAGCAUGAGGAAGCGCUCUUUUGCUACGAGUACGGCGGAUCUGGCCUGGGAGCCAAAGUUUAUGGAUUCUUCAAGACACAAGAUGGCACACUCGGGAGAAUUGACGAGUUCCUUGACGCACGUAACUUGGAACCGGAGGACGUUGAGAACACGGUCAUCCGAGCGGAUAUUGCUAAAGCAUUGGCAAAGCUCCAUGUUUUGAAGAUGCCACUGGAGAAAAGGGCCGUGGAGCCAUACUACGAAGCCAUCAUCAACGGACUCAAGAAGUACCACAAGAUGGACAAGCUGAAGGUACUUGGGAGAGAAGGAGGUGUCAAUCUGGACAACCUGGUCGAUUACGAUUUUUGGACAAGGUUGCAGAAUGUGGUGGACAAGCUGAAUUCCAUAGGAGGAAAGACAGGAUGGUGUAUCCAUGACAUGCAGUUCAUGAAUGUGAUGGUGAAGAAUGAUCCGAAGGAGGGAGAGAGCAGAGUUGCCUUGAUUGACUUCGAGUUUGUGAUGCAGAAUUAUCGAGCACUUGACAUUGGCGGGCAUUUUAUGCAGAAGAUGUUCAAAUGGUUUGACAAGGAGAGCAGGAUAGCAAAUUGCAGAAAGUACACAGAAGAGGAGAAGAGACACUUCUGCGAGGAGUACGCCACUCAGUGGAACAAACUAACUGGUGAUUCAGAUACCCGGGAUCAGGUGUUCCUGGAAUCUGAAUAUGGAUAUAUGUUGGCAAUCGGUUUUGACAUCCACAAUAUGCUGUGCUUCAUGAGUGAAGAAGAUGAUAAAGAUUCCUUGAAUCUUCUUGGGCUUAACAAGCUUUUUGAUGAGUUUGUGGAUCAGUAUGCCAAACUUAGGCUAGAGGAUCCGUGA